AUGGAUAUCCAGAUACAGGAGAGAGAUGGCGAAACCUAUCUCAUAGGUCCCAGCGGAGAAGAAAUGCCUUUUGAGUAUGAUGUCAACCAAAUCCCCGAGAAUUUCCAAGAGUAUUACCGCGCUCGAGCGGUUCUUCGAUCUGCAGAACCCGUGGCUCGACUUAUGGUCAGUCGCGGGAUGGUGACUGAUAUCCAAGGGGUAACUGGUAACCCUCCGGUUGACGAAGAUACCGAUAGCGACAGCUCACUUGAGAGCGACGAAGAUCUCGAAAGUGACGACAUUCUUGAUAAUGGUAACGAUCUUGAUGAUGACGACGAUAUUCUUGAUAAUGGCAACGAUCUUGAUGAUGAUGACGACGGUCUUGAUAAUGGCAACGAUCUUGAUGAUGAUGACGACGGUCUUGAUGUUAACGGCGACCCUAAUGGCCACGCCUACGCAGCAUCUGCUGCUGCCGCCGCUGCUGCUGCCGCCGCUGCUGCUGCCAAUAUUGCAGCUUUUGCAGCCCCGAUAGCUCCCAUGGGCCCACCACUUCUAGUAGCUCCAGCAGCUCCAGCAGCUCCAGCAGCUCCAGCAGUCCCAGCAGUCCCAGCAGUCCCAGCAGUCCCAGCAGUCCCAGCGGUUCCAGCGGUUCCUGUGCCCCCGGUGGUUGCCCCUGCCCCCGUCGCUCCUGCCCCCGUCGCUCCUGCCCCCGUCGCCCCUGCCCCCGUCGCCGCCGCCGCCGCCGCCCUGGCACCGCCCAUCGGCAACCUGGCCCAGCUACGGGCCCACCCCCCUGGAAUAAGGGGGCAACAAUGGACCUGCCAGGUGUGCGGGUCCCACGCGAUCAAUUGGUUGCGCCAUUUGGCCAUCCACCUCACGGAGUGUGGAUGGACCGGGUGCAACCAAACCGGGUUCCCUCGAUUGAGGGCGGUGGCGGAGCAUAUCAAUAAUGCUCAUGCCACGGUGAACGGGCAGUGCCCGUUCCGGGGGUGCAACAGGAACGAGUUUUCGAGACCUAGCGGCUACUACUAUCACGUCGCUAGCCAUUUUAUCAGAAAUGAUCCGAUGUAA
Daldinia childiae is the source of this 1050-nucleotide messenger RNA. RefSeq lists its product as uncharacterized. The record is from RefSeq and is a predicted model, not a curated record. Bases 1 to 1050 code for a protein of 349 amino acids. The transcript is spliced from 5 exons. Lineage: Eukaryota; Fungi; Ascomycota; Sordariomycetes; Xylariales; Hypoxylaceae.